This is a messenger RNA of Guillardia theta CCMP2712, 843 nucleotides long. RefSeq lists its product as hypothetical. NCBI's taxonomy places the organism in Eukaryota, Cryptophyceae, Pyrenomonadales, Geminigeraceae. The record is from RefSeq and is a predicted model, not a curated record. Bases 1 to 843 code for a protein of 280 amino acids. The transcript has a single exon.
AUGAGCAUCGACGAGCCCGACACGGCGCACUCGAGGGAGGACGUCGCGAGGCAUCGCGAGCUCUCGAGCGAGCAGAGUCAGGGGGUGCAAUCGAGGUCAGAGAAGAGGGGAUACGACGAUGGCGGCUUGCGUGGAGGGGGCGGGAAGAGGCUGGGGAGCGUCGGGGCCGCGGCGAGCUCAGACAUGCUUGAGAGCGUGUUUAUGCCAUGGCGCGCUGCGGGGGCGCAGAGCUUCGAGGAUAGGGAGAUGGAGGAGGCAUACGGGCAGUUUUUCAUUGACUCCAUGUACCGCGGGAUGGUGCCUUUCAUGCAGUUUAUCCUUGCAGUCGCUAGUUGUUUCCAGGUAAUCUACUUCAUGUCAAGAGCAUGGAAGCGGCGGCCGCUGCAGGCGGAGGACUUGUUCAUGCUUGUGAGGAUGGGGAUGAUUGGGGUGGGGUGGGUAUCAACGAUGCGGUGGAGCCGAUGGACAGGGGAGGUGAAGAGGAGGGCAUCGAGGCUGAUGGUGUGGAUGGUGAGACUCAGAAUCUUUGCACUGAUGGCUGAGCACCUAAUCUCGGACGUCCCCUUGGAGAAAUCCUUCCUCGCAGUGUUCACUGUCUCAUUGUCGUCGACAGUCUUGUCGUGGAGCUGGAGGCAUCACGUUCUCAACACGGUGGUCCUAACGCUGUCACGUCAUCUGUCAGUUUUUUUUCAACCGGAGCUGCUUCAGAAGCGAGGGUACGAGCCCGCCUACUUCUGCGUGUUCUUCCUCAUCUUCAAUGCCGCCUCGCUGCUGUCGCUGUCGCUGCACGAGCGCCACAGGAGCUCCUUCCGGAAGAUCUGGGACCCAGCCAAGAAGGACUGA